Messenger RNA from Mytilus trossulus (common blue mussel), 1215 nucleotides. RefSeq lists its product as uncharacterized. NCBI's taxonomy places the organism in Eukaryota, Metazoa, Mollusca, Bivalvia, Mytilida, Mytilidae. The record is from RefSeq and is a predicted model, not a curated record. The coding region runs from base 1 to 1215 and encodes 404 amino acids. The transcript has a single exon.
AUGAAUCAAACUAAUAUGCAGUUUGGAUUUACUGAAGGGCUCUCCCCAAAUAUGGCCUCACUUAUUAUAUCUGAAGUGUGCUCUGAAAUUUCAGGAAAGAAUAAAUCACUUUUUAUCUCGACUCUUGAUAGCCAAAAAGCAUUCGAUGUUGUUAACCAUCAAAUAUUAUUGGACAAAAUGUAUUUUCUUGGCAUGGAUAUUCAGUUCUGGGACAUAAUCGAAGAUCUAUAUGAGGAUAUAACAUCUACUGUGAAAUGGCAAAGAGAUCAAAGCUUUAGCUUUCUGAUUGAACAGGGCGUAAGACAAGGAGGAGUAUUGUCAACUCAUCUCUAUAAACAAUAUAUUAAUGAACUACUAUGCAAUCUAGAAAAACAUGGAAUUGGUAUAUCGAUUGGGAACACCUAUGCAGGAUGCCCUACAUGUGCUGACGAUAUCGUCUUACUCUCAUAUGAUCAUACAGAAAUGCAAGAAAUGUUGGACACCGUGUAUACAUAUGCUGGAGACCAUAAAUUUCAAAUACAUCCUGUAAAGAGUAAUACCAUUAUCAAGAAUAUUACUAAGCAAAAAUCAGAGAACUUCCAUAAUAAUUUAGACAGUCUUAAACUUGGACAAAAUGAUAUAGAUAUCAAUUCUGACACCACAGACCUUAGUCUGAAGAGAACUACUUCUGAUGACAGUAAAAUUAAUGUUGACGAAAGAAUAACAUUGGCUAGGAGAACUUUAUACUCAUUGAUUAAAAGUGGAGUCCAUGGAACAAAUGGACUAAAUCCUAGAACCUCCGUCAAAAUUUACCAAAUAUAUGUCAUCCCAAGAUUAUUGUAUGGACUUGAAACUAUACACAUUCAAAACAAGGACAUGGUCUCACACUGCAGCCUCCAUCUAAGCACACUAAAACACCUCCAAUCCUUGCCAAAUAGACCAGCUACCUCAGCAGUAUAUCUCUUAGUUGGCGCUAUUCCAAUUGCCGCAGAAAUCCACAAAAGACAGUUAAGUCUCUUACAUUCGAUUGCUAUGAGUGAUAACAUAUCUAUCAAAGAAAUAGCUCGUAGACAACAUAUAAGUGGAAAACCAACUAGCUUCUUUGUUAAAAUACAAGACGUACUCACUAUGUACCAACUGACUUCAUUCAGUGAAAUAAUGAACGGCCAUUUCAAUAAACUAGAUUGGAAAAAAUUGUCAGAACAUCAAUCAAUUCAUAUUGGACUUCUAAAUUAA